AGCAAGGUUAAACUUUUUAAUUAUGAAUAAAAUGACAGAAAAUAAGGAGAGUAUGUGUGUGUGUGUGUAUGGGACGUAAGAGAGAAACACGUAAACAUGAGGGUGCAGUUUGGAGUAUGCGAAUCUUGAAACGAAACCAAGCUUUAAGAAAUAAAUUAUUAUUCGCAGUGAAGAUCCUCUUCUUCUGCAGCUUAGCACACCACAUCGUUGCAAUUUGCAAAGAUGAAUAGGAGGCAGCAAAAAGCCUUCAGAUUUGUGAUAUGGAUUCUGGGACUCUUUCUCAUCGCUUACAUUGCAGGACGACCCUUGUAUUGGCAUCUCUAUGAAUCCAUUAAUUCCACUUCUUCUCCUUGUCCUCCUUGCCAAUGUGAUUGCUCUCUUCAACCCCUUAUUUCUCUUCCAGAAGGAUUGACCAACAAUUCCAUUUUAGAUUGCAUGAGGCAUGACCAAGAGGUGAGUGAAGAAAUGGGGAAGAAUUUUUCAGACCUUUUAGCAGAAGAAGUAAAGGAAAAAGAAGCUGAAGCUGAGGAAAAACAAAGAAAGGCAGAUUCAAUACUUUUAGAGGCUAAGAAAAUAGCAUCUCAGUACCAAAAGGAAGCUGACAAAUGCAAUUCAGGGAUGGAGAGUUGUGAGCAGGCAAGGGAAAGAGCUGAGACAACACUUGAAAAUCAGAUGAAAGAAACUGCUCUGUGGGAGCUAAGAGCUCGCCAAAGAGGCUGGAACAAAGAUGCUUCAAAGAAAGCUCGAGCACGUUCUUGAUUAGGUUAUCACACUAGUUCUACACUCUUCUAUUCUUCUUUUAUUAUUCUCGUUACUUCAUAUGUUAUUUAGUAAAAAUAAAUGUACAAGGAUACUUCUGCUUUUAAAUUUGCCUUAGAUUGAGCCAUGUAUUUCUCAACUUAGCACUCAACCAUUCAGUUUGCUCAUGAAUCGUUAAUUUUGGUUUGUUGUCUAGUGUUCGAAAAAAGUUGCAUCAUUUGUUUCACUGCGAGUUAUGUAUGUAUAUGCAUGUUUGCAUUUUACUCACAUUUUCAUGUCAAAUG
Molecule: messenger RNA, 1043 nt
Organism: Vigna umbellata (rice bean)
Lineage: Eukaryota; Viridiplantae; Streptophyta; Magnoliopsida; Fabales; Fabaceae
Product: transmembrane protein, putative (DUF1068)
Source: RefSeq, a predicted model, not a curated record